AUGGAACUUAAUAUCACCACCAAUUUAAAUAUAUAGAUUAAAAAAAAUAAAUAAAUUUUAUUGAUCUCGUACCUUGCACUCUUUAACAUUUUUUACCUUUAUUCGAAAAGUACAGAGUGGAAUUUAGACAAUAAUUUCAACAAAAAAAUUGAUAAAACUUCUUGUGUCCAAACCUCAAUUUUAUUCAUAGUCUCAAUUUAACUGUUGGAAGUGUAUGGGCAAGCACAGACAACUACUUUUUAAAGUUGUCUGUCACUAAUUGUAGGGAUUCCUCAUCUUGGAAGCCAACUUGUAAAACUUCAGAUGAGAUUUAGGCAACAUUAAAUAGAUAAGGAAGCUAUCGAUUUUAAGUUUAUACUACAAAUUUCAUAAUUGUAAUCAAUAUUUAAAUAGUUAUUAAAUCCAAACAGACCUUGAAAUUAUUUAUAACCUAAUUUAGCUGUAGACUAAUUUUAUUCUUUUGUUCUAGAUAAAAUGUUUGUUUAAUCCAUGCUAUUAUGCAUUUAUUAGAAGUAAUAACACCAUUUUCAGCUGUUUUAGCUGUUACAGAUAAAAUAAGUUCGAUCAUUCUCAAAUUCAUCACAUAUAUUCGAAAAUAAGCUGAGUAAUUUUCCCCUUAAACAGCAAUAUAAUUGUAAGAAUUAUUAAAAAUUGAAUUAUAAAUGAUAAUAGAACCAAUGAUUUCUUAUUUCAAAUAAUUGAUCAUCUCUCAUAAGCAAUAAUAAAACAAGAUGAAUAAAAUUCAUUAAUAGCAUCAAUUAUACAAACAUAGGAUUCUCCUAUAUAUGAUUAAUUUUUCUUUUUAUAAAGAGUUUUUUCAAUGGAUUUAGAAAGUAACAAUAAUUUUAUUGUUAUUAGUUCAAUAAAAUGAAGUACCUUUAGUUAGUAGUAUAUAAAACAUUCGAUUUUUUGAAGCAAUUAUAUAGCCAGGAGUUGAGGUCUUUACUUAUUUGCAAUGAUUGA
Paramecium pentaurelia is the source of this 963-nucleotide messenger RNA. The record is from the annotation of a GenBank genome assembly. NCBI's taxonomy places the organism in Eukaryota, Ciliophora, Oligohymenophorea, Peniculida, Parameciidae.